This is a messenger RNA of Prunus dulcis (almond), 2241 nucleotides long. RefSeq names its product wall-associated receptor kinase 2-like. NCBI's taxonomy places the organism in Eukaryota, Viridiplantae, Streptophyta, Magnoliopsida, Rosales, Rosaceae. Gene Ontology annotation, biological process: protein phosphorylation; cell surface receptor signaling pathway. The coding region runs from base 1 to 2241 and encodes 746 amino acids. Gene Ontology annotation, cellular component: plasma membrane. Gene Ontology annotation, molecular function: ATP binding; calcium ion binding; protein serine/threonine kinase activity. The record is from RefSeq and is a predicted model, not a curated record. The transcript is spliced from 4 exons.
AUGGCCUUACAUGAGAGGAUGCUUGUUGAGCAACUCUCAUUGGUAAUAUUAAUGGUGGGAGUGUAUGUGAUGUUAGGGUCUGUAAUUACAACAACAGUAGCACAAGCCUUGCCUCAAGCCCUGCCUGGCUGCCCAGACAAGUGUGGGAAUCUCACAAUCCCAUACCCUUUUGGAAUUGGUGUUAAUUGUCACAUGGCAGGCUUUCCCAUCAUUUGCAACACAUCCACCGAACCCCCAACAGCACUCUGGGGCAACAUCAUUGUCACUGCCUUUUCCCUUGAUGAGGCUGAGAUGCAGGGACUGCAGUACAUAGCCCGAGAUUGUUACGACAAGCAGGGUAACAACACGUACAACAACGACCCUUGGCUCCGUCUGCCGCCUCCUUUCACCAUCUCCGACACCAAAAACAAGUUCAUUGCUGUUGGUUGUGACACGUACGCACUUUUCAAAGGUUUUCGCGGUGAAGAAAGGUACAUAACGGGGUGCAUAUCCUCUUGUGACAGCCUAGGCAGCGUGGAUCAGGACUCUUGCUCCGGCGUUGGAUGCUGCCAAACGAACAUCCCCAGUGGGAUGAAAAAUCGCACCGUGGAAUUGACAAGCUACAACAACCAUUUGGAUAUAUGGGGCUUUAACCCCUGCAGCUACGCCUUUAUUGUUGAAGAAGGCGAGUUCAAAUUCUCCAAUAAAACUUUUCAACAACUUGAUAGCUUGGAAAAUGUUCCAAUGAUUUUUAAUUGGGCAAUUGGGGUUGAGGAAGACCCAUGUGAUGAAGCUCAAAAGAGGCAGGACUAUGUAUGCAGGGGAAAUAGCACGUGUGUCAACCCCAUCAAUCGGUCUGAUAUUGAUGAAUGCAGCUUGCCAAAUAUUAAUCCCUGCACUAAUGGAACGUGCUCCAAUUUACCUGGAAGUCACACUUGUUUAUGCCCCACAGGGUACACAAUCGGCAGCGUGAAUGGAACUAGUUGCUUAAAAAACCCUCCUACAUCAAAUAAUAAUUCCCUGAAAAUUUCAGUAGGAGUCAUUGCGGCCUUCUUUGUUCUACUGGUUGUAUUUUUUUGCCUGUACUGCGGAAUGAAGAGAAGACAGUUCAAGAAACAACAAGACAAGUUCUUUAAACAAAAUGGUGGCUUAUUUUUACGGCAACAGCUGGCUAGUUACAAUGGAUCCGUUGAUGCAGCCACAAUCUUUACUGAAGAAGAACUAAGGAAGGCCACAAACAAUUACAAUGAAGAGAGAAAAAUUGGUGAAGGUGGCUAUGGAGUAGUUUACAACGGAAAUUUGUCCGCAGAUCAUCAUAACAAAGUGGUGGCCAUAAAAAAGUCCAAAGUCAGUGCCCCAAUUACCGAGACUCAGAGUCUAGAGUUUGUAAACGAGGUUAUUGUUCUUUCCCAAAUCCACCAUAAAAAUGUUGUGAGGCUCCUUGGCUGUUGUUUAGAGACUCAAACGCCUAUACUGGUUUACGAGUACAUUUCCCAUGGCACUCUUCAUGAUCACAUUCAUAGAAAAGACAAUUUAAAUCCUAGUUUUCCAUUGGACUUGCGGUUGAAGAUAGCAGCAGAUACUGCAGAAGCACUCUCAUACUUGCACCACUACACUGAGCCCCCAAUUAUACACCGAGAUGUUAAAUCAAUGAACAUACUACUAGACCAGAAGUACACCGCAAAAGUUGGGGACUUUGGAGCUUCAAAAUUGGUUCCGGAUCAAGAUGUAGGCCAACUAUCAACUUUGGUGCAAGGGACACUCGGAUACUUGGACCCUGAAUAUCCUCAGUCCCACAUACUAACAGCAAAGAGUGAUGUGUAUAGCUUCGGAGUUGUCCUGGUGGAGCUAAUCACAAGCCAGAAGGCAUUAUCCUCAAACAAAAAGUCCGAGGUUGACAGAAACCUAGCAAACGUCUUUGUCCGCGCAAUGGAGGGGGGCUUCUUGGAUGAAAUUCUUGAUGCUGAAAUAGCCAAGGAAGGGGAAGGGUUUGAGAAAGUCGUUGAAACAGUGGCGGAUCUGGCAAAUAGAUGUUUAAAGUUAAGAGGGGAGGAAAGGCCGUCGAUGAAAGAAGUAGCGGUGGAGCUCGGGGGAUUAUUAAAAAUUAUGGGGAAGGCUGAUUUCAAACGAUCUCCCCAGGAGACCGACCACUUGCUUGGGUCACCUGCUAAUUUCGUUGCUGAUAUAAGUAGUGCAGAGUACGAUCAGAGCAUGCAAACUCAACACAUCCAAAUGGUAAAGCCUUAUGGUGAUGGCCGAUAG